Molecule: messenger RNA, 792 nt
Organism: Lolium rigidum
Lineage: Eukaryota; Viridiplantae; Streptophyta; Magnoliopsida; Poales; Poaceae
Product: expansin-A24-like
Exons: 3
Coding region: 7-792 (261 amino acids)
Biological process (GO): plant-type cell wall organization
Cellular component (GO): extracellular region
Source: RefSeq, a predicted model, not a curated record
AGCAGUAUGGCUUCAACUCCAGCUCGAGCUAUCACGGCGACGUUGCUCAUGUUCGCCUGCUGUGGAUUGGCCGUGACCGCGGACAAAGCUCCGAUCAAAUGGCUGAAGGCGCACGCGACGUUUUACGGCGGGGCUGACGCCGCUGGCACCAUGGGUGGAGCGUGCGGGUACGAUAACCUCUACGCGGAGGGGUACGGGACGCGGACAGCGGCGCUGAGCUCGGUGCUGUUCAAAGACGGCACCUCAUGCGGGCAGUGCUACAAAAUCGCGUGUGACCGCAAACGGGCAGACCCCGCGUUCUGCAAACCUGGAGUUACGGUAACGAUCACCGCGACAAACCUCUGCCCGCCUAACAAUGCGCUUCCCAACGACAACGGUGGAUGGUGCAACCUGCCGCGGGAACACUUCGACAUGGCCCAACCGGCCUGGCAAAAGAUCGGCGUCUAUGAGGGUGGCAUUAUCCCCGUCAUGUACCAGAGGGUACCAUGCGUGAGGAAGGGUGGGGUGCGGAUCCGGAUUGUUGGUCAUGAUUACUUCAACCUAGUUAUCUUGAUGAAUGUGGCGGCUGCUGGUUCAAUCAAGUCAAUGGAUAUCAAGAGCUCCGAUUCAAAUGAUUGGUUGCCAAUGUCCCGUAACUGGGGCGCGUACUGGCAGUGCGGAGGGUAUCUUACCGGGAAAAUGCUCUCGUUUAGAGUGAUCGAUACUGAUGGACAAACAAUCGUGUUCAACAAAAUUAUGCCGGUCGGAUGGAAGUUUGGGCAAACAUUCGCGAGCAAAUUACAGUUCAAGUAA